CUUUCCACCUAAUACCAGUGUAUUACGUUUAACGUUUAACACCUGUGGACACACAAUGCUUCUUGCAGACAGAACUGUGACCGCGGGGGCCCGGCCAUGGCCCUCAAGGCGAGAUGCGAAAGAACUGGAUGGCCAAGGCAACACUCGCAUGACCGCAAAAUAUAUCCAGCAGCUGUGCCGAGAGCAGAAACUUUACCAAACGCCGGAACUGAAUGAUAAGCUCUAUCUUCAUUUCAAAGGGUUUGCCAAGAUUGAGAAUCUAGAAGCGUACACUGGUGUCAAAGCACUCUGGCUGGAAGGAAACGGGAUAUCCACCAUUGAGGGUCUAUCCGCUCUCACCGAGCUCAGAUGUCUCUACCUGGCGCAAAAUUGCAUCGAAACCAUCGAGAAUCUAGACGAGCUCAUUCAUCUCGAUACACUCAGUUUGAACAAUAACCUUCUCAAGAAGAUAGACAACUUGGCCUCGUUGAAGAAUCUCACGACGUUACAGCUCACCCACAACUUCCUGAAAUCAAAAGAGGACAUUUCUCACCUGGCCGAGUGCGAGUCAAUUACUGUCCUGGAUUUAUCCCACAAUAAAAUUGAGGAUCCGGAAAUUGUGGAAAUUUUUGAACUGAUGCCUAAUCUGGCUGUUCUGAAUCUCAUGUCUAACCCGGUGACGUCUAAAAUUCCAAACUACAGAAGGACAUUGAUCUCCCGCAUCAGAACGCUGACAUACUUGGAUGAUCGACCCGUCUUUGAUAAAGAGAGACUGGCCGUCGAAGCGUGGGCACGCGGAGGGAUAGAAGCCGAGAGAGAGGAAAGACAACGACAAAAAGAUGAGGAAAAGAAGGAGCACGAAAGGAGCUUUGAAGCAUUGAGAAAGCUUCAGGAUGACGCCCGAGCACGUCGACGUGAAAGAUAUGGCGAGGAGGAAGAGCCUGUCUUUUCACCCGAGGUUGAGAAAUUGCGGGAUGAAAUGUUGGACAAAAUAAAGGAACCAGAGGAGCGUCCGAAAGAAGCUGACGAGCCAACAUUAACAAAAUGUGCAGAAAUUGGUGAACGAAAUGCAGCUCCCAUUCGAUCUUUCACCGAGCUAUCGACUUCUGGAAAAAGAAUAGUAAUAGAGGAAGCAGAUGUCGAGGACAACGACAGCCAAAACGACCAAUUCCAAUUCCGAACACCGUGGGCCAAACCAACAGUGGGACCUCUCAUUGAAGAGUUACCUGUAAGGCACGGCGAUGACGUUGACGAUGAUGAUGCAAUUCCAGAACUCGAGGAGAUUAGUGUUGACUGGGCAGCAGCAAACCCAACAACUACCGGCUUCCCAGGCUGGGCUUCCACGCGAGAAAUAGCGGCGGCAAAGGUGAAUUCAUAUUUGGAAGAAGUAGAUGACACAGAGUAGAAAUGUCAGCAGUCGGGAAAGCCAUUCUACAAAUUAUAUACAGAACCAUCUAACUCUAAGCUCUACAUAAAAAGGGACUCUUAAACAGGAUUUCAUCUGUACUACACUCCCCUUCAUCAUACUCUUUACAAACCCAAAAGCCGGCAAAGCAUCUCAAUUUCCU
Molecule: messenger RNA, 1547 nt
Organism: Spizellomyces punctatus DAOM BR117
Lineage: Eukaryota; Fungi; Chytridiomycota; Chytridiomycetes; Spizellomycetales; Spizellomycetaceae
Exons: 6
Coding region: 56-1384 (442 amino acids)
Molecular function (GO): protein binding
Source: RefSeq, a predicted model, not a curated record